GGCGCUGGUGUAAGUUUGAAGUUUAGCGCCACGAAGAGAAGCAGGCAGACAGACAGAGAGACAGACAGGCAGAGAAACAGACAGACACGGACAGGCAGGCAGUCUGAAGGAGCACCGAUUCACAGACCGUCUGUCCCGGGACGCGCCCGCAGCGGUAGGACCGGCAGAGAGGAGCACUUAUCCCGGAUCAGUGCAGGAUGUAUGAGGACCUGGGUGAAGACUUCCAUCUGGAGUCUCAGGUAUCUCCAGGGGGCGGAAGCUGUGAGAGGGGGCGUGUCCCUGAGACUGAGGGGGUGGAGUCCAGCCUGAGUGUGGGUCAGUUCGUGCUCUGUCGGUGGUCGGAUGGAUUGUAUUACCUGGGCAAGAUCCAGCGGGUGAGCCACCCCAGGCAGAGCUGCUUCGUCACGUUUGAGGACAACUCCAAGUUCUGGGUCCUAUGGAAGGACAUCCAGCACGCUGGAGUGCCGGGGGAGGAGCCUCGCUGCUCUGUGUGCCGGGAGGUGGAGCCAAACUCUGACAGCAAAUCAAACCAGAUCCUUAUCUGUGGGAAAUGUGGAAUUGGUUUCCACCAGCAGUGUCACAUUCCUCCAGUGGAGGGCGGUGGCGGCCUCACUCCCUGGUUCUGCAGACGCUGCGUCUUCGCUCUGGCUGUCCGGAAGGGCGGGGCUCUGAGGAAAGGGGUGAUAGCCAAAGCUCUGAGUGCAAUGAAGCAGGUGCUGCCAUACGACCUGGACAUUCUGGACUGGGACUCGCAGCAUCGGACCAAUCAGCAGCAGUGUUACUGUUACUGUGGCGGCCCUGGAGAGUGGUACCUGAAGAUGCUGCAGUGCUUCAAGUGUCAGCAGUGGUUCCACGAGGCGUGCACGCAGUGCCUGCAGGAAGCAAUGAUGUUUGGAGACAGAUUCUACCUAUUCGUGUGUGCAGUGUGUAAUAAGGGCUCGGAGUACGUGCGGCGUCUGCCCCUCAGGUGGGUGGACCUGGUCCACCUGGUCCUCUACAACCUGUCCGUCUGUAGCAAGAAGAAGUACUUUGAGCUGGACGAGAUCCUCACUUUUGUCUCUGCCCAGUGGGACCACCUGCAGCUCGGGAAGCUAUCCAACACUUCCGUAGCAGAGAGAGGUCAGCACCUGCUUGACGCACUCAACAAGUACAAGAGCAAGUUUCUGUGCGGAAAGGAGAUCAAAAAGAGGAAAUGCAUCUUCCGUCUGAGGACCCGAGUCCCUCCUAACCCCCCCUCCAAGCUGUUUCCUGAGCGUGCUCAGAAUGAUGGGUGCGGGGCAAGGAAGAAGACACCGAGCAGUGGUUUGGCUGAGAGGAGGAAGAGGAAGUCCAAGUGGCUUCUGGAGGACGCCAUUCCUAAUAAUGAGCUGACCUGUAGCUGGACCGCCAACCACCACAUGGCAAACAUCUUUGACUUCACGCUGGACGAACUGCAGAGCCUCAAGAGCAGCUCCAGCAGAGCGGUCAGCAUCGAUCAGGACUCCACUGAUGCCUCCACCUCUGGCUCCGCUUCAUCCUACCACUUCAGGAGGAGGAUGGGCAGCAGGAAGAGGAAGUUACCGAGCAACAGCUACAGUCAGUGGGCCAGCCGCAGUGAGGCAGGGGAGGAGCUUGGAGGGGAAGAGCCUUCAGGCAUUAUUGAGGACCAGGAAGUGACAAAUCACACCCACCUGGCCACAGACUCCUCCCACUUCCUGUCAGACCACUCACAGCUCCGGUCUGACUCCACCCACCUCCACUCCUCCAUCUCGUCGUACUUUGGUGUGGCGGGCAGGCUGACCAAUGGCGAGCGCUACCAAGUGUUGGCUCGCCGUGUCACCCCCCAGGGGACAGUCCAGUACCUGCUGGAGUGGGAAGGGACAACUCCUUAUUAGGACGUUAAUAUGGUUCAGAUAGCACGAGAAGCUUUGAUUCCUUUUCCUCUACACUCGCUGCUGGUCAGCUGCUUAUUGGUCAAGAUGUCUGAACUGACACGUUCUACAAUCAGAGUCCCGUGUGGCACCGAUGUCUCUGAGGCUGCCAUUCUUAGGGGCUCGACACACGGGGAGCGACGUCGCUCGCUCUCCAUUCAUUUCCUAUGGAGCUUGUGCGAUGAGGCGACAAUCACUUGCCCUCCUCCAGC
Archocentrus centrarchus (flier cichlid) is the source of this 2122-nucleotide messenger RNA. It is a transcript of the gene phf19, whose product is annotated as PHD finger protein 19. The transcript has 14 exons. NCBI's taxonomy places the organism in Eukaryota, Metazoa, Chordata, Actinopteri, Cichliformes, Cichlidae. Gene Ontology annotation, biological process: negative regulation of gene expression, epigenetic. Gene Ontology annotation, molecular function: DNA binding; chromatin binding. Gene Ontology annotation, cellular component: nucleus. Bases 198 to 1874 code for a protein of 558 amino acids. The record is from RefSeq and is a predicted model, not a curated record.